This is a messenger RNA of Phialemonium atrogriseum, 5137 nucleotides long. RefSeq lists its product as uncharacterized. Lineage: Eukaryota; Fungi; Ascomycota; Sordariomycetes; Cephalothecales; Cephalothecaceae. The transcript has 3 exons. Bases 164 to 4885 code for a protein of 1573 amino acids. The record is from RefSeq and is a predicted model, not a curated record. Gene Ontology annotation, molecular function: protein binding.
CAAAAAACCUCCUGACUGUCAAACGAACCCCACGCAUGGCUUUCUCCAGCUUUCUCCAGCCUGGCCAAAACACCACACUGCAUUACACCACAGAAGCCACACUCACUCACACACAGAGAGCAGAGACACGCGUGAUAGCAAGCCCGCCGAUGCAAUCUUGAAUAUGGCUGAGGUCCUGGGACUUGUGUCAGCAAUCGGCGCCAUCGUCGAGCUGACCGCCAAGCUCGGCGGCACCUGCGUUCGCUACAUCGACUCAGUCCGAAAGGCGCCGAAGGUAAUCCUUGAGAUUCAAGGGACAGUGACGUCGCUCGAAGAGGUCCUCGAGGACAUGAAGGACUUUGGCGACGCGCGUUUGAUGAAAUCCAAGACCCUCGAGAGGGUGUUGAGCCCCGGCGGCGAGCUGGAAGCAUGCAAAGGCGUGAUGAUUCAUCUGCAGAAGCUCAUCGACAAAUACAUCGACGAUGUCAGCCCGAGUGGCCCUGGGAAGAAGCGCCUGGGAAUCCAUGCCGGAGUGGCAAGGGCGAAAUGGCCGCUCACAGAACAUAAAAUACGGGAGCUUCUCAGGGAAAUGGAGCAAUACCACAACAAGAUCAGCGAGGCGCGGGACAUGGAGUCAGCGGUCCUGAAUGCGGCCGUCUCCGAAACAGUGAACAAAAUGCGCUCGGAUCAGGUCGAUCAAGGAUACCUGGAGCGUCGCAGAAAGGUGGUCGAAUGGCUCAUCCACCGGAAUUAUGCCGAGGACCAUAAGGCAAACAACGAUCAAAGGUUGGGCGGAACCGGUCAAUGGCUGCUGGAAUCGACAGUGUAUCAGGAGUGGCUAGAUGGCGAGACACGUACGCUCUUCUGCCGCGGCAUGCCCGGGGCGGGCAAGACUUUCAUCACGGCAGCCGUCAUCGAGGACCUCCAUGGUAGGUUUCGACAGGAACCCGACUCAAGAGUGGCGAUCGUAUACCUCUACUUUAAUUACCGGCAGGAGGAGAAGGAUCAGAGGGCCGAGUGUCUACUCAGCAACCUCCUCGGGCAGCUGACUCGGGACCUCCCUCCCGGGGCCUCUAAUGCCUUCAACCAUGUGCGAAACCUACACGAUCUGCACAACCGGCCGGACCGUGGCGCGCAGCCCUCCCUGGCCGACAUCCUCAAGGCCUUCCACCACGUCGCAGCAUGGUAUGACCGGGUUUUUAUCGUCGCCGACGCGUUGGACGAGUGCAAAAUGCCCAGCCAGUGUGAGAGACUCUUCUCCAGGAUCGUUUCACUGCAAUCCCAGCUGCAUGUGCGCAUCUUUGCCACUUCGAGGCUCAGCAGAGAGGGCCAAGGAAUUGACGAAGACAACUGCUUGUCCCUCGAGAUACGGGCAAGUGACGCAGACAUUGGGAAAUACCUGGAUGAUAAGAUGCCUGACUUGAGAGAUAUUGUUAAGGAGCAUCCUGGAAUAAAAGAGAAUAUUAAGAGGAACAUAAUCAGCAAGGCCGACGGGAUAUUCCUCCUCGCCCAGCUCUAUAUGGAGCAUAUCCUGCGCCUCUCCACAGUCUGGGAAAUCGAGAAGCGGCUUGACGAUUUCAAAAAAGGCAAUGACCACUCCGAGACCUUGGCACUAGCCUACAAGGGAAUCCUCGACAGGAUCGACGACCAAGGUGAGAGCGCUCGGCGGCUGGCACAAAGGGCUCUCACAUGGGUCACAUUCGCGACGACAUCUCUCACCGACAUGGAACUCCGACAUGCGCUCGCCGUAGACAAGUCCAUGACCGAGUUUGAGGAAAAAAACCUCGCUAGCGUUGACAAGAUCGUCACAGCAUGCUGCGGCCUGUUAAGCAUCAAUAAGAAGAGCCACGCCGUGAGGCUGGCCCACUUUAGCACGAAGGAAUAUCUGGAGAGCCCUGAGUGUAAGUGGCUUCCAAAGCCAAACAGAGAGAUGGCCGAGACCUGCAUCACGUAUCUCUCCUUCCGCGAGUUCUCCAAAGGGCCCAUCCCGAAGGCCGAGUGGUUCGAGCUCGGCAACCUCGACACCCUCCUGAAGAAGGCCCCUCUGCUCCGGUACGCCUCGUUCAACUGGGCCCACCACCUCUCCCAGGCCAGCGACGAUGAGACCUCCCAGGCCGGCAAAGACGAGAUCCUACACUUACUCCUCAAGCUCUCCAACCGGCCCGAGAACCUCCGCCUGUCCCUACAGGUCCGCCUCCUCCUAUCCCGCGAGCGCUUCCCAGCCGGCAUCAAGACGACGCACAUCGUGAGCUACCUCGGCACACCAGCCUUCCUCCGCGCCCUCAGCAAAGGCGGGACACUCGUUUGCAACGAGCGGGACGGCAGCGGCCGGACGGCGAUGCACUGGGCGAUCUUGCGGAAGGACGGCUCGGCGCGCGCGGCGGCCGCCGCCGCCGCCAUGGUCUCACAGCUGCUGGAGCUGAAGUUUGACAUCGACGCGGCCGACGUCGAGGGGCGGACGCCGCUGCACUACGCCUCCAAGGCCGGCGAUGUGGCCAUCGUGCUGCUGCUGCUGGACAGGAAGGCCAAGACGGAGGUGGGCAGGGGGUCGGUCACGCCACUGAUCGAGGCGUGCUGCUGCGGGCACGCGGCGGUGGUGCGGGAGCUGUUGCGGCGGCGGGCCAACGUCAAUGUCAUCAGCAAGGGGUUCGGGACGCCUCUUUCGGCGGCCAUACUUGGGUCGUCGGAGGACUGUGUGGCUGAGAUCCUUGGCGACCCGCGCCUGAAGAAGUACCACGGCGACUACGAGUUUGGCACCGCGCUUCACGAGGCCGCGUGUCAUGGCCAGUUGGGGAUCGUGACGAGGCUUCUCGACGCCGGAUUUGAUCCGAACAAGACAGCCGGCGACGUCGGUACUCCUCUGCAGGUUACUGCUGCGGGCGCCUACAACUUCGCCCAGGCCGGGCAGAACGUCGAGGUGGCGAGGCUGUUGCUGGAUCGCGGCGCCGACGUGAACGCGCCGGGCGGGAAAUUUGGAACAGCCCUUGAAGCGGCUCUGGGCAACGACCACGGGCCUAUGGAGGAGCUGUUACGGAGCCGCGGCGCGGCGGAGGCGAGCACUUACGGGCUGGAUCGCCGGGAUUCUUUCUUAGGACCGACGGAACUAGACCUGAGGCUGGGACAGCGCCGGAGGUUGCCCAAGAUAGUUGAGAGCCAGGUGAGACACUUCAUCACCGCCGUCAUGAUGGACAACGAGAAGGUGAUAAAGCGAUACGCGGACAUGGAGAUCAGGGCCUUCAGGGAGGCAGUCCAGUCAAAGAACGUCUCGGCUAUUGACCUCCUCUGCCGAGUGUCGGUGAUGGCGUUCGAACAGACCAUCGACAUGGUCAAGUACGACAUGGAGGGCGGGGACGUUGCCGAGGGGAGUGAGAGGGCGCCGCCAACAGCAACAACAACAACAACAACAACACUGACGGCAAGCCCUCCCGGCAGCGGACUCUACACCCAGCUGCUCAUGCCCGUCGUCGGGACCACAGCCAAGGCAGCCGCGUUCAUCAGUUUCAUCCUGGGGAGCCACAGCACCGGUACCAAGCAGCAACGGCAAGAUCAGCAACAACAAAUUAGACCAGGUGGCGGUGCUGGUGCGGCUGCCCUCCACGCCGUAGGGGCGGCUGGCUCGAAGCUGGAGUUGAUGACGUCGACGGCGGUGUUGAUCCUGACGGAGGCAAUCAUUGACGGGGACGAGGAGAUCAUCCAGAUGCUCUCCAAAUAUUGGGCUAGCGCCCUCCGGCUCAUCUCUUUCCCGGGCAAGGCUAGCGACCGCAUGAUGGAAGUGCUGGUGACGUGCAGGGUGGAGGAGUUUGAGGGCUUCUUCCGGGAAAACAAAACGAUGGAUGCCAAGGUUCGGGCGAGGCUUGGGGUUGAGCUGCUGGCCUCUGCCAUCCAGGGCCGCAGGGGAGAUGCACAGAUGGCACAGUUAGCCGUCAACUUGGCCAAAAUCUGGUCACUGGCUCUGCGGAACGUCGUCGAGAAGGACUAUAUUAGCUACUCCCGAUUGGAAGAAUUCAUGCGAGGCCUGCAGAAGGACUUCACCGCCGGGGUCGAGCUGCACAACUGGCGGAACAUCGAGAGGUUCGGGACCGCCUGCCUCGAGAUCCUGGUAGGCAUGGUGGCCGAUGAAAACGCCACAACGGCGCACAUCAUGGCCCAGAUGGUCACUGAAGGCUGGCAGCACGCUCUUGACCACGGCGGAGAGCAUGUGAUCGACAAGGUCAUCAUUCUGGAUUUGGUAAACGAGUUCUGGAUCAGCAUCAACGAAAACGAGGACGAGAAGAGCAGUGGUGAGGAGAAGGAAAACACAAAUAAGAGCGAGAAGGACAAGGCGAGGACCAUGGAGACGAGCAGGGCGUGGAACGUGGCCGGCACGAUGCUGAAAAUCCUUCACACCGCCGGGCGGCACGGACUCCCUACCAUUGCCGCGAAGAUUUCUGAAGUCAUCGCUGGCAACCUCGACCGCGCAAGCCGGUCCGGAAAGACAGUCGGUGUGGAUGCGGUCCGGGGGCAGAUGCUAAAGUCCAUCGUGCCAUGGUGCAAAGUAGACCCGUCCCCGGUCUACUACUUCGAAGCCAUGUUGACGCUUCUACUUGCCGCUCAGAGGACAAGCUGCACUGCCGCGGCGGAAGUCAUCGACCGAGAAAUUGUGGCCAUCCUCCGCCAUCCCUCUCGAGAACGAGACGUGCUCACGGGGAAAGUAAAGGAGGUCACGAUAGGCGGAGACAGACCUGACGAUGCGGCUCAGCUUGCAACGGUCGUCCGAAUGCUCCGGGAGAAUCUGACAGAAGGGGAUAUUUUGGCUGAUGAGGAUGCUGAGUAUAAAUUUUCUUCGGUGACGACGGUCCAAGUCGAGAUGGUGGAAAUCGACACGGGGAGAGACGUGUCUGCGACGGACGUCACAAUACCUGGGUAGACUUGAGACCUGCCUUCUAUUAUUGACUACGUCUCUCUCCUCCGGGACGUAGUAUCGAGCAUGGUACGAUUGAUACAGUCGCUUGGAGCCGACGGGAGAUUAUCUUGACAUUGAAGAACGAGGCCAGGACUUUGCUACCAAACACAAGACCACAACACUAAUUAAAGCACAGGACGGAAAAAAGAACAGAGAUGCUUUGAAGUGUUCCGCUCCAAAUAAUAUCAGCUAGCAUGCUGGUCUUGUACUCCGUUC